Molecule: messenger RNA, 1589 nt
Organism: Cryptomeria japonica (Japanese cedar)
Lineage: Eukaryota; Viridiplantae; Streptophyta; Pinopsida; Cupressales; Cupressaceae
Product: GDSL esterase/lipase WDL1
Exons: 6
Coding region: 439-1209 (256 amino acids)
Molecular function (GO): hydrolase activity, acting on ester bonds
Source: RefSeq, a predicted model, not a curated record
UCCUUUUAUAUUUGUUUUGCCCCAUUGGCCUAACUUUCUUGUUUUCCUAGUCGUUGAUAGGAUCACCUUCUCAUUCAGAUGUAACCUUUUUAUUGUGGUUAAAUUUCAAUUUCAAUGAAUGACAUUUUAUUAGCAAACCAGCUUUUCAACAUAUGAUAAUGUAAUGUGUCUCAACUUUAUUGGGAACAUUUGAUGUUGUAUGGUGUCCGAAUCAUAACAGAUACCCAACUCAUCAUGGCCAGCAAUAAAGUAGGGGAAUUCCACAUACAUUUGUACCCGCCACUAGCAUUGUAUUAUGAUUGAUUGCGAUGUACACGUGUCCCUUCUCACACAAAUUGAAACCAACUGGUGAAAUGAAUGAAUGAAGUGCGUGUGAGCGAGUGACCUAAAUAAAUGGGAGCACGCAGAGGAAAUAUAUUUAUGCAAUUGUAGAGAGAUAUGGCAGGGCACCAGCGCCCGUUGUUUGUGCUCUUUGGAGCAUCUCUGACGGAGUAUUCUUUUCAGCCCGGAGGAUGGGGCGCCAGUUUGGCUGAUUAUUACUCCCGCAAGGCUGAUAUUUUGCUUAGAGGAUUUCAUGGAUGGAAUACUCGUCGAGCUGUAGCUGUUUUGGAAAAGUUUUUUCCAAAGGAUCAUCCAUCUCAGCCUGCUCUGGUGAUAGUAUUUUUUGGAUCCAAUGAUGCUGCCUGCCCACUUCGUAGUGGAAAGGGCCAGCAUGUGCCACUUCAAGAGUACAAAGCAAACCUUCGACAAAUUUGUGCACAUAUCAAGGGUCUUUCAGAUAUGUCUCGCGUGGUUCUUAUUACUCCACCACCUGUAUUUGAAGAAGCACGGAGGGCUCAUGCCAGACGCAAGUGGGGAAUCAAUGCUGGAAAUUAUCCUGAUCGCACAAAUGAACGAGCACAGGAGUAUGCUGAGGCCUGCGUGGACGUAGCAAAGGAAAUGGAUGUUGGUGUCGUAGAUCUAUGGAAUGCUAUUCAAAGAACAAAGGAGUGGGAGACAGAAUGUCUCAGUGAUGGACUGCACUUGAGCCCUAUUGGCAAUCAAAUUCUGCUUGAGGAGCUUUUAAAGGUAUUGAAGAGUGCUAAUUGGGUUCCAAAUUUACAUUGGGAGUCAUUGCCAAAUGACUUUGAUGAGCCUUCACUAUAUGAUUAUGUACACCCAUCUGUGGAACUGGCGACGAAUGAUCUACAACAAUUUACAGUGCAGUGAAUAUAUCAUGAAUAUUUGCUCAGGGAAUUCUUUUCAAAUCACGAGUUGGCUAAAAUAGCAAAUUGUAUAUUCUCAUUUUUAGCCUCGUUGUCAGUAGAAUUGUAAUAUUGAGAUGGUAUGAGUAGAUGGUAGAAGGAAAUGCACCUAUGUUACCCGGGGACGCGUCCUCGGUAUUUUUUUCAGCCGUCUCCGUCUCGGGGACAUCCCAGGGACAGGGGACUCCUAGGGGACGUCCUCAUAAAUUCUGCAUAUAGACAAUGAAUUCUAUAAGCAAUUUGACUUUGACUCUCAAUUUAACACAAAUUUGCCAUAAGAACUCUACUAGUUCUUAUAUGUUAAGGUUCUAUAAUGGAUAUGUGCAUGUUUUAUCCAUGUUUUCA